AUGAAGACGGCAGCUCAGCACUGGAUGUCUGUGUGGAUUUAUUUGUUAAAGUUACUGAGGAGAACGAGGAAGAAAGGGUUCUACAAUGGUGAAAGUUGGAUUUUCGUGUAUGAGAAGUGCACUUUGUGCCCUAAACGUGGUUUAUAUGAUGGUGGGUGUUUUACUGAUUGGAGUGGCUGCCUGGAAAAAAGGUUUUGCUUUAGUGGCUAGCAGUAACAUCAUUAGUGGGGUGGUAGCACUCGCUGUCGUCCUGCUCCUGAUCUCCAUGUUGGGACUCAUCGGGACUCUCAGACACCAUCAGAUUCUGCUGUUCUUUUACAUGGUGAUCCUGCUGGUAGUCUUUCUUUUCCAGUUCAGCGUGUCCUGCUCCUGUCUGGCCUUCAGUGCAGAACAACAGGAGAACGUUCUCUGCAGCUCCUGGGAAACGAUGGACGGUGACGCUAGAAAAACUUUGGAGCAGCACAUGGACUGCUGUGGUCUGAUCAACAGUCCUGAGAAGAGAGACGAGUUCAGCAUGGAUGCCAGUCUCUGCACCGCUGCCUGUAAAGUAAAAGGGAUCUGCUUCAAAUGUGGGGAUCUACUACUGCAGGAUGGGGGUGAAGCUCUGAAGAUUCUGGGUGGUGUUGGACUCUUCUUCAGCUUCUCAGAGCUACUGGGUGUUUGGCUGGUGCUGCGCUACAGGAAACAGAAAGACCCUCAAACCAGCCCUGAUGCUUUCUAACCACAAUUCCAGAUCAGACAACCAGACCACCUUUGCUAUCUGUCCAAAAGUUUGUGUUUCUUCCGAAAUGAAGGUGUUAGUAGUGAGUGUGUGCUGCAGUAACAGCCCCUACUCUUCUGAAGGCUUUCCAAUAGAUGUUGGAAGGCUUUACACUAGAUGUUGGAACAUUGCUGUGAGGAUUUGAGUGAGCAUUAUUGAGGUCAGGUACUGAUGCUGGAUGGUCAGUUCUGGAUCGCUUCAACUCUUCCUAAAGGUAUUGGCUGGAACUCCAUCAUUCCCAAGUUCCACUGCUCCACAGCCCAACGCUAGGGGGCUUUAUACCCCGCUAGCCCACAUUGGACAUGGUGACCUUAGGAUCAUGUGUGGUUGCUCCAGAGCAUCCCAUUCUAUCAGUGCUUUUCUAUGGACAUUCUUUAGGAGGACACUUCUGGACAGAUGUGGGAAAUGUCGUAUAUAAUAUAUAAUAAAGUUAUCUUUUUUACCUUUUACUAGUUACAGGGUGUACCUUACCUUUUUUCUUACUGUAAAGGACACUCUGAGCGCAGUGCUGAAUGGAGGGAACUUUCUUUCAUGUGGCCACCAGUUCAAACCUAAACUGAAAUAAGAGAGUUUCUCUGUGUAAAACAAGAUCACUGGUGUUUUAAAUAGUUUUGAAAACAUGUAGUGAAGUCCACCAUGAGGCUUUGUGAAUAACACACCACUCAGAAACAAGCUGAUCUAAUAAAAUUAGUCAGUGCUCUUUUGCAGGUUUCAGAUGUUUCACAUAAGUAUAGGCUGAUGUAUUUAUAUUUGCUGCCAGCUUAUUAGGCCAAUCUACCCUGUACCUACACUUCUCAGCCAAAAUAUAUCAUGAAAAAUGUAAUGCACUUUGUAGAAUUACAGUUGCAGACCAUAGCCCAAAAUCCUUCUGUGCCAGUCUUAUUGGAUCUUAGUGCAGCUUUUGAUACUGUUGAUCACAAGAUUCUAAUCCACCAUUUUGAAUUCUGGGUGAGCCUCUCAGGCACAGUUUUAGAAUGAUUUAAAUCAUAUUUAGUUAAUAGGCAGGUCUUGGUUUCCCUGAGAAAUCACUCAUUAAAAAAAGUUAACAUUUCCUGUGGAGUUCCUUAAGGUUCAGUUUUAGGGCCUUUGUUUUUCUCUUUGUACGUUACCUCUAGCUAUAUUCAUAGCUAUGCUGAUGACACAGAAUUCUACAUUUCCAUUACUUCUGAUGAUCAAGAUUCUGUAGACAGCCUGACCGGCUGUGUGUCAGAUAUUUCUCAUAAACUUUUCUACAGCUUAAUCACAAGAACUAAGAUAUAGAUCAUUGAUGCUAAAACUGCUGCAUUAUGUGAUGCUCAGCUCUUUAGGUUUAUAAACCAAUCCUGCAGCAGGAAACCUGGGUGUGAUCUUAGACUUGGAGCUCUGUUUCAUCUGCAUGUAAACACAGUCACUAAAGCAAAUUUUCAUCAUGUGAGAAACAUCACAAGUUCAGCCAUUUCUGUCUCGAAGUGAUGCAGAGAAACCUGUUGUUAUGUUAGAUCAGCAGAGUUGAUCACUGCAAUGAUCGUCUACCUGGAGAAAUCAAUGUGUCCUCUACGACUUGUAAAGAAUGCAGCAGCACGGAUCCUCAAUUUUUUAUGAGAGAUUUUAAAGCUCUGCUGCUGGUUUUUAAAGUUUGUGUCAGUUUAAUAUCUUAGAUCUGCAGAUACUGACCUGCAAACACCUUCCGUAAAAUACAGAAAACAUGGAGAAACUCUGUUAUUCUGCUUCUAAACUGUGGAGCUCAGUUCACCUUUUAUUAGACAGUCAAGCUCAGAGCUCAUGUUUAAUCAACAUCUGAAAACGCAAUUCUUUAACUCAGCACUUCAUUCAAACUCUACAUCUCUUUUGAUAUUUAUCUCUUCAAUUUAAUCUAGCUGCUUCAUACGAUUUUACAUUAAUACUCACAGUUUCUUCCAUUACUGUUGAGCUUAAUAACCUGAUUGUAAAGCACUUUGAGCUGCCACUGCCAAAAGAGACAAGUGCUAUAUAAAUAAAGACGGUUAUUGUUACUGCUCCCCACUAUGAUGGUAAGGGACCACCAUAGGGCUACCACAGCCCAGAUAUUAUUUGGUUGGUGGAUCUUUCACAGCACAGCGAUGACACUGACGUGAUGGUAACAUGGUGGUGGUAUGAGUGAAUGAGUAAAAACUUUAAAAAAUAAUUUUAAAGUUUAGUUGCUUCGAAAAAAAUAUCAGACUGGUCUCGGCUGAUACUCAAGGUUUCGAUAUCAGAUUAAUAUUGGUAUCAGUGCGGUAUUUACAGCUAAUUUACUGCUGAUAUUUGAACUUGAGAGCAAAAGAAACACACCCCUCCCUUCAUUGCCCCUUCAGAAGCUCCACCCCCCAAACACAUGAUGGUGCAUUGCCAAGGUGAAUGAAAUUUUGAGAAACUCUUUGCAAACACUUUAUGAACAGCUUUAUUUUGUGCUCAGGAUGCUGUUACUUCAUUAUAUCUCUACAUAGAAAACAGUUGUUCGUUGUUAUUUUAAUGUUUAAAAUGCCGUUAUCAGAUUGGUAUCAAUAUCACUGAUGCUCAAAGUUUCAAUGUCAGAUCAUCAUGGGUAUUGGCUGACACUGAAGGUUUAAAUAUCUGCAUUAGAAAAGUAAAGGUCCUAACAUACUGUCAUAAAUUAAUCCAGUGCAAGGUGGUCAGAUUUUCACUAGUCAGUGCUGUAUUCAAAAUUUCAAAUCAUCACAACCUGAUACAGCUCUCAGUGGUGUAAUUUCAAGGGUCAGAUAGGACUGUCCAGGGACAAAAUAUAUCCAGCCAAGGAUGUUCCUGAGGUCAGAAACGGACCACUGAUGAAGGACAAUCAGAAGGCUGUACUAAGAAUGCUUGUAUAAUACAGGUGUGUCUAAUAAACAAUGUAUAAAUGUUCAAUGACACCAAAGAAAUAUAGCAUCAGCCAACACAGACACCAACAACUACCAAUGUUUAAAAUGAUCUGUUUUAAAACAUCAUCCACCUUAAAGAUUACUCAACAUUUCAAAAUUUAAGUAUUGCCUGAUACUCAUGGUUUUAAUGUCACAUCAGUAUCAGCUGAUACUCAAGGUUCAACAUCUGAUUGGUACUGCCCAUUACUCAAGGUUUUGAUAUUAGAUCAUCUGCCAAUACUCAUGGCUUCAAAAUCAGAUCAGUAUCAGUUGAUACUCAAGAUUUUUAUAUUAGAUCAGUAUCAGCAGUACUCAAAGUUUCAAUAUUGGUAUCAGCCGAUCCUCAAGAUUUCAAUUUUGGUUUAAGCCGGUCCUCAAAAUUUCAAUAUCAGUACCAGCCAAUACGCAUUAUUUAAAAAUCUGAUUAUCAGCCGUUACUCAGUUUCAAUAUUGGUAUCAGAUGAUACUCAACGUUUCAAUAUCAGUACUGACCAAUACUCAAGAUUUUAAGAUAAGAUCUGCCCAUUCUCAAGGUUUCAAUAUCGGUAUCAGCCGAUACCGAAGGUUUCAAUGUCAGUAUUGGCCCAUACUCAAGGAUUCAAUAUCGGUAUCAGUAUAGGACAAUAUUUAGGGUUUCAAUAUUGGUAUUAGCCAAUACCCAGAAUUUUAAGAUUAGAUCGGUAUUGGUCAAUUCUCAAGGUUUCAGUAUCAGAAUCGGCCAAUACUGAACAGUGUUAUUGUGACUUUAAUCCAGGGUUAGUUGGUCAGAUUGUUACGACAGUGAUCAUUGCUGUCAUUUUCUAAUCACUCUCAGAUAUUUAAAAAGACAAAACAGAUGCGUGUAAAAGAUAAACAGCUUUAAUAGGGUUUAGCAACAUCAAAGUGUUACAU
Messenger RNA from Pygocentrus nattereri (red-bellied piranha), 4506 nucleotides. RefSeq names its product tetraspanin-31. Gene Ontology annotation, cellular component: membrane. The transcript is spliced from 6 exons. The record is from RefSeq and is a predicted model, not a curated record. The coding region runs from base 86 to 721 and encodes 211 amino acids. Lineage: Eukaryota; Metazoa; Chordata; Actinopteri; Characiformes; Serrasalmidae.